AUGGUCGUCUACAGAAGCAGCACGACGGCCCCCGUCAACAUUGCCGUUGUCAAGUACUGGGGCAAGCGAGACCCCAAGCUCAACCUGCCCACCAACUCGUCGCUCUCGGUGACGCUCUCGCAGGACGACCUGCGCACCCUCACGACGGCCUCGGCCUCGGAAGCCUACACCGAGGACGUGCUGCUCCUCAAUGGCGCCCCCUCGGACCUGACCGGCGCCCGCACCCAGGCCUGCCUGCGCGAGCUGCGCACCCGCCGCGCCGCCCUCGAGGACAAGAACCCGUCCCUGCCCAAGCUCGCCCACCUCAAGCUCCUGCUCGUCUCCGAGAACAACUUCCCCACCGCCGCCGGCCUGGCCUCGUCCGCGGCUGGCUUCGCCGCCUUUGUCCGCGCCAUUGCCGACCUCUACGAGCUGCCCGCCUCGCCGACCGAGCUGUCGCUGAUUGCGCGCCAGGGCUCGGGCUCGGCCUGCCGCAGCUUGUUUGGCGGCUACGUCGCGUGGCGCGCCGGCGACAAGGCCGACGGCCUCGACAGCCAGGCCGUCGAGGUGGCGCCCGCGAGCCACUGGCCCCAGAUGCGGGCCCUCAUCCUCGUCGUCAGCGCCGCCAAAAAGGGCGUCAGCUCCACCAGCGGCAUGCAGCAGACCGUGGCCACCUCGGGCCUGUUCCAGCAGCGCAUCGCCACCGUGGUGCCCGCCAACAUGGACUUGAUGGAGCAGUCGAUUGCCGACCGCGACUUUGCCAAGUUUGCAGAGGUCACCAUGCGCGACUCCAACUCGUUCCACGCCACCUGCGCCGACACGUAUCCGCCCAUCUUCUACAUGAACGAUGUGUCCAGGGCCGCCAUCCGCGCCGUCGAGACCAUCAACCAGGCCGCCGGCAAGACCGUCGCUGCCUACACCUUUGACGCCGGCCCCAACGCCGUCAUUUACUACCUCGAGGAGAACAGCGAGGCCGUGCUGGGCACCUUUUACCCGCUCCUGCAGUCCGUCGACGGCUGGAAGCAGAGCACCAACUUCAAGUCUACCGUGCAGCUCGACGAGACCAUCAGCAGCACGCUGAAGGGUGGUGUGAGCCGAGUCAUCAUGACCGGUGUUGGUGAGGGUCCGCAAAAGACGGACGUCUACCUUGUGUCGGAGGAGGGAAAGCCUCUUUCUACUAGCUCAUAA
Molecule: messenger RNA, 1167 nt
Organism: Pestalotiopsis fici W106-1
Lineage: Eukaryota; Fungi; Ascomycota; Sordariomycetes; Amphisphaeriales; Sporocadaceae
Product: Diphosphomevalonate decarboxylase
Exons: 1
Coding region: 1-1167 (388 amino acids)
Biological process (GO): isoprenoid biosynthetic process; isopentenyl diphosphate biosynthetic process, mevalonate pathway
Cellular component (GO): cytosol
Molecular function (GO): diphosphomevalonate decarboxylase activity; ATP binding
Source: RefSeq, a predicted model, not a curated record